GGCUGACAAACCAACUUCUCUCAUCAAAUCGACUUCAUCACCCUUUGUUACCUCAUCGCCCACGUUAAACUUGAUUUCAGCUGCGGAUUCAAAUUCUCCUUCGGCUUCAGCCCGACUUGGUACGAUCCAUAUUGAGCCAUUUUCCAUGUCCGCCCCAGCUACUCAGACGGAUUCCGAUCAGCGACAUGCAGGCCUGGAACCACCCCUCUCUGCCUUUUCUGUCAGCCCGUCUUCGGCAUUGAGCUCUUCAGCCUUUUCGCCUCUUCUCCCCGGGUCUUGGCCUAGGUCACAGGUCUCGAUUGUAACUUCUCCUGAAGUGGCUCCGAUGCACGACCAAGAUUCAUUCUCUACGCAAUCUCCCGAAUCUCAGCCUCUGAGCUUGAUGAGCCUACCGAAUCGUGCUCUAAAUCGACGAUCUCUUUCACUCGGUGGCAUUCCAUUGGACUUGCAGGCUUCCCUCGCGCAUCUGACAACCCCUGAGCAUUCGUCUAUCCAACAUACGCAUUCGAAUUCAUCUUCUUGCGAGUCUAGUCGUCAAUUUACACAAAGUCCCACUGAGAGUCAAGAGCACAUGAACGAGUUUGACCUCAAACUCGAAAUCUUACAUCGCGCCAUUGAGCAAGGUGAUCUUGCGAGUCUUGAUCUGUCCACUCUCAUUCAGUGGGAUGACGAACCUGCAACCCAAAAUUUGAAACAUCGCCCUUCUAUCCCCACUUUGAAUACUCGACAGUCAUCCACCCCUAUCACACUUACCUCUUCUAUUGUGUAUUCAUCCGCUCCCCUCACUGCUGAAGAGCCGCUCUCACACACUGCUAGUACCAACAUCAACACCAACUUUUCAAGACGACUGGACCGCGCUUCAUCGCACCAUACCAAAUCUUCUAGUGUAUCCAAUCCAAUCAAUCUGACUACAUCCAUCAGGUCUCUCUCAAUACCCUCCGGGUUUCCCAUCGAAAAUCAAACAAUUAAACGUUCACUUCACACUCCACUGAUGUCUGAAACUGUCAACCUGGACGAUGAAUGUGAGAACUUGUCGUUCGAAACAGAAGAUCUGACCAGGGAUUCGAUUGAUGAUCUAUAUGGAUCCUUUGACGCUGUUCACCCUCCUCAAGCUUCCCCUUAUCGAACCACAUCUGCGAGCACCUCACGAACUGAUAUGACCGGUCACUUUCCCUCUCAGCAAAAUCGCGCCAAUAGCCUUCAUCCACAUCAAACACCGCCCAUUGCUGGAAGGUCUCGACAAAAUACCCUCUUCAUCACUCCUUUGGCUGAUCCCGAAUGUCAAACAAAUUUCGAUGGUCAUAACAAUAGCACACAAAGCAGAAUCCACGGUGUUGUGUCAAAUGGUAGCAAUCACGCCGCUGGGCAUGAUCAAAACAUCUCCACUGUGCACGCACCCACAUCUCCUGUUCGCUGCAGUCAUCCCAAUGGACCUUGGGAGGAUAAUUGGUCUACGAAGCCUUCACAACCACCUCAUAACACUUCCACUCAGUCGACUCCUUCCACAAUCAACGAACGAUUGAAGAAGUUUGGACGGAAAUUUGGCCUGAAUGGCGCCACGAGUAGUAAUUCGAAAGGCCACCAAUCUACUGAUCCACAUUACCAGCGAACGUCCCGCAGCUUUUCAACAGCUUCUCAAUCUUCACAGUUAUCCCCUGAACAUCAUCAGCAACAUACAUCAAUCUCACAUCAUCGUUCAAAUCAGCAGCCGCGUCGCUCGCCUAGUAUUAUAGCCCGAAAUUACGUGCGAGACAUCUUACCUGGUUUCAACCCUGCUAAUCAUUCUCGCCCUAAUACCAGGAGUGGUAGUAUCACUGAUUCUAUCCUUAGCCAUCGGUGGGACGCAUCCUCUCCCCCACCCUCUCAACCGCGUAAGUCGAAAGACUUCACCGCCAACACUCGAGGCCAGACUCCGAGAGAUGAUUUGCAAUUCUAUGCGGAACAGGUGGAAAGCCUAACGAUGCCAUUGUCUGCAAAAGCCGAUUCUCCACGAUUCUCCAGCGAAGCUGGCAUACAAAUGCCAGGCAGUUUCUCAUCAGGAUCAGCAGCGAUGGACACCCAAAGCCUCAGUAGAGCAGAUAGCGGUCGGGGGGACGGUGAUGCUCAAAGCGAGACUGAUGUUUUUUGUCUUCAAAGUAGUACCAACUCACAUCCUCGUCAACCAGCUGAGAAAGUCGCUGAUGCAAUGAGACUGGAUCAGAUCUUGAAGCAGCAUCAAGCAUCGGAGAAACAGUAUAUGCAUAAACUUACUCAGAACGUAGCUCGGCGAACACGUUACUCAUCUGAUGCUGAUCUCAAGUAAUCCUGGUGUAUUCAUGGCAAAGGUAGUUUGAACAAAGUUAUAUGUGAAUUGGAUUGAUUGUGGAUGUUAUGUUGCGUGCGUGCAUAGAUUUGUUUAAUACUGUAUAGGAUGACUUCUGAGUCAGAGACGAGAUUCUGUUUCGAAACCAAUAUCAUAUCACAAGACAUCAAAAAAGAUGUUGUAAAUUAAUUUUCAGGGGCUUAUUCAUAUGCUAUACCUAAUUCUGUUGUUCCUUUGAAUGAUUAAUAGUUUUUAUUUCUUCAUUGUUCUUUCGAGUUUGACAAUGUGGACACUUUAUUCCGUAUUGUAAUUUUUUAUUGGAAGAACACUUUGACAGGGCGAAAGAAUUUUUCACAU
Molecule: messenger RNA, 2659 nt
Organism: Melampsora larici-populina 98AG31
Lineage: Eukaryota; Fungi; Basidiomycota; Pucciniomycetes; Pucciniales; Melampsoraceae
Exons: 1
Coding region: 146-2302 (718 amino acids)
Source: RefSeq, a predicted model, not a curated record